AAAUUUCAUCAAAACAAACUGAAACCUAACCUAGCCACAGCAACGACGGCCAGACUCCUCUCUUCCGCCGCCCUAUAGAAAGAGACGAACGAAGGAGGAAUCAAUCUCUUCAAUGGCCAAGAAGACGACGAAGAAGACUAAGGAAGUUGAUCCUGUUCUUAACGUAGUAGAGGAAGCUCCUUCUGAACACACUGAAGAUGAGAGCCUGUCAGAAGACGAGAGUUACGUUGUAACAGAAUCUGAAUCUGAAUCAGAAUCAGAAGACGUUGUGGUUUCAGAUGAUGAUGAGGAGAUAACGGAGCCAAACAGUAACAAUAGUACAGAUGAUAAUAAAAGCGACGUCGUUGUUCAUGGUGAUAUUUAUGACAAUAAUGAUGAUAUUGGUUCAGAAGAUGGAAGUGGAAGUGAUGACAGUCGUGAAGUAGUUGAAGAAAGUGAUUCAUCUGAAGAUGAGGUUGCCCCUCGUAAUACAGUUGGCGAUGUUCCUUUGGAGUGGUAUGGAGAGGAGGAACAUAUUGGAUAUGAUCUAUCAGGGAAGAAGAUUAAGAAGAAGGAGAGACAAGAUAAACUGACUACUUUCCUUGCUAAUGCCGAUGACACACAAAACUGGCGCAGGUUUUAUGAUGAGUAUAAUGGUGAAACGGUGGAGCUGACGAAACAUGAGGUUAAACUUAUUAGUAGAAUUAUUGAAGGGAAGGCACCACAUUCUGAUUUUGAUCCUCAUCAGAAUUAUGUUGAUUGGUUUGCAUGGAAAGAUUCGAAUCAUCCCCUUUCAAAUGCACCAGAACCAAAAAGGCGAUUCAUCCCUUCAAAAUGGGAGAGUAAGAAGGUUGUGGAGUUGGUGAGGGCAAUCCGAAAGGGUUCAAUUAAAUUUGAUAAGCCCAAAGAAGAACCAAAGUAUUAUAACUUGUGGGAAGAUGAUACCAGCUCUGAAAGAAAUCAUGGGUUGGCUUACAUUCCUGCACCAAAACAAAAGUUACCAGGACAUGAAGCAUCAUAUAACCCUUCUUUGGAAUAUAUUCCAACCCAAGAGGAAAUCAACUCUUAUCAGCUUAUGUUUGAGGAGGACCGGCCUAAGUUUAUUCCAAAAAGAUUUGCAUCUUUGAGAAGUGUCCCUGCAUAUGAGAAUGCUGUUAGCGAGACAUUUGAGCGCUGUUUGGACCUAUAUUUGUGCCCCAGAGCUCGUAAGAAACGAAUUAAUAUAGACCCGGAGUCUUUGAAGCCAAAAUUACCUAGCCGCAAAGAUCUUAAGCCUUACCCUACUGUAUGCUAUCUCGAGUAUAAAGGUCAUACGGAUGCAGUUACAAGUAUUUCUACUGACCCUUCAGGCCAGUGGAUUGCAUCUGGUUCAAGUGAUGGAACUGCACGAAUCUGGGAUGUUGAAACUACUAGAUGUAUUAAGGUCUGGGAGCUUGGUGAACCUGUCAAGCAUAUUUCAUGGAAUCCUGAGCAUAGUCUUCCUCUGUUGGCAGUUACUUUGGGACAUACUGUUGUUAUUUUGAACACUGGGCUUGGAUUUAAUGAUGAGCAAAAGAAUAUUAAAGAACUGUUGAAUCUUGAGACACCCACGAAAUCAGACGACUCUGACAAUGUUGCAUCAUUUGUUAGCUGGGCUAAAGAUGAAAAGCAUGAUGGAAUUGUCUUAACGCAUUUUAAGUCUGUAUCGUCAACGGAAUGGCAUCGAAAAGGAGACUAUUUCUCAACUGUUAUGCCUUCUGGUGAAUCCAAAGCAAUAUUGAUCCACCAGCUAACAAAGAAACUAACUCAAAGAAUUCCAUUCAAACUCCAUGGGCUUCCAGUUUCAUCUGCUUUCCAUCCAACCCGAUCUGUAUUUUUUGUGUCCACGAAGAAGAAUAUUCGCGUUUAUGAUCUACUGAAGCAAAAACUAAUUAAGAAGCUGGAAACUGGAAUGCGUGAAGUUUCUUCUAUUGCAAUUCAUCCUGCAGGUGAUAAUCUUAUUGUUGGUAGUAGAGAAGGGAAAAUGUGUUGGUUUGAUAUGGACCUUUCAUCAAAGCCUUACAGAAUACUAAAGUGUCAUCAGAAGGAUAUAACAAAUGUGGCGUUUCAUCGAAAAUAUCCAUUGUUUGCUUCGUGCUCCGACGACUGUACGGCGUAUGUUUUCCAUGGUACAGUUUAUUCUGAUCUGAAUCAGAACCCGCUAAUUGUUCCUCUAGAGAUUCUUCGAGGGCAUUCGACUUCAAGAGGAAGAGGAGUGAUGGACUGUAAGUUCCAUCCUAGGCAACCAUGGCUGUUUACUGCAGGAGCGGACUCUCUUAUAAGAUUAUACUGUCACUAAAAUAAGAGCAUUUUCGAUGUUCUUAUAAAUCUUGUUAGCAAAUGAAACAUUGUCAUUCAAGAUUGUGUGUGAAGUUUUGCUUUAUUACACAUCUUUCAUGUUGAGAGUGUAUUAUUAUUAUUAUUAUUAUUAUUUUUUGUUAAAAGAGACUCUAGGAGUAUGCAAUUAUUUUCCCCACACAGUCAAAUUUUGAGAUAAAUUAUGUCUUUUAUUAUUUUUAUUGUU
Impatiens glandulifera is the source of this 2521-nucleotide messenger RNA. Its product is annotated as ribosome biogenesis protein BOP1 homolog. Bases 113 to 2296 code for a protein of 727 amino acids. NCBI's taxonomy places the organism in Eukaryota, Viridiplantae, Streptophyta, Magnoliopsida, Ericales, Balsaminaceae. The record is from RefSeq and is a predicted model, not a curated record. Gene Ontology annotation, molecular function: protein binding; ribonucleoprotein complex binding. Gene Ontology annotation, biological process: ribosome biogenesis; maturation of LSU-rRNA from tricistronic rRNA transcript (SSU-rRNA, 5.8S rRNA, LSU-rRNA). The transcript is spliced from 17 exons. Gene Ontology annotation, cellular component: PeBoW complex; preribosome, large subunit precursor.